AUGAAUCUAGUCUACGAGCUCCUUGACCGGGGCUAUCUGCCAGACGUCGUGCUUCGUCGGGCGAUCCGAUUGCUCAACGCACAGCGGAUUGCCAGUCUCGCCAAACCGGAAGAGGAUUUCUCGCUUCACGUCUCGACCAAAAAAGCGUACAUCGAAUCGCUCAAGACUCGGGAAAUAGCGAUCCAACAGGAAAAAGCAAACGAGCAGCACUACCAAGUGGAUACUGCUUUCAUGCUCUCCUGUCUCGGCAAACGGGCCAAGUACUCCUGCUGUCUCUACCAAACCGGCCGAGAAACGCUGGAGGAGGCAGAGGAAGCUAUGCUCAACUCCUACUGCCAAAAGGCAGGUCUCGCUGAUGGGCAAGAGAUUCUAGACUUGGGAUGUGGUUGGGGUUCACUUUGCCUCUAUCUGGCGGAGAGGUAUCCAAAUUGCAAGAUCACUGCUUUGUCCAAUUCCAAGACGCAAAAACACCAUAUCGACUCGAUCACUGCCUCGCGUGGCUUCAAGAACAUCCGCGUCGUCACCGGCGACGUCAACGUCUUCCACUUGCCGCACCGCUCUUUCGAUAGGAUCUUGAGCAUCGAAAUGUUCGAACAUAUGAAAAACUAUUCGCAACUCUUUCGAAAAGUCUCUUCUUGGCUCAAAGAUGGAGGCGAAUCUCGACUUUUCAUUCACAUCUUUUGCCACCGUACUACCCCGUAUCAUUUUCAGGACGACGAUGGUUGGAUGGCGCAAAACUUCUUCACCGGUGGUACAAUGCCCAGUUUCGAUCUCUUUCAGCAUUUCCAGCAACAUGUGACACUCGAGCAUAGUUGGUGGAUCAAUGGAAACCAUUAUGCCAAGACCUGUGAGCAUUGGCUCCAGAGGCAGGAUAGAAACCAGAAGAAACACAAUAGCCUCGAGCUCUUGAGGAAAGAUGCAGUGAACAAGGGGAGUAGGCAGAUCGAUGGCGAAAAGACAUUCUAUAGAUUCAGGGUCUUUUAUCUGGCUUGCGCAGAGUUCUUUGCUACCAAUGCGGGCAAUGAGUGGGGGGUUGGACAUUAUCUCUUCAGCAAAAAGUAG
Messenger RNA from Ustilago hordei, 1062 nucleotides. RefSeq lists its product as uncharacterized. The record is from RefSeq and is a predicted model, not a curated record. The transcript has a single exon. NCBI's taxonomy places the organism in Eukaryota, Fungi, Basidiomycota, Ustilaginomycetes, Ustilaginales, Ustilaginaceae. The coding region runs from base 1 to 1062 and encodes 353 amino acids.